AUGUCCAGCAAGGCGAACAGCAAGCGGCCGGCCACCGUCCCCAGCGAGCCCCCCAACCACGCCAUGGUGGCCGAGGUGCCCCCAGAGCGCCCCGGAGGCCGGGCUCCACGCUCCUCCCGCAAGGGCAUCGCUUUCGGGAAGCGCUCCAACUCCAUGAAGAGGAACCCCAACGCCGCCGUCACCAAGAGCGGGUGGCUCUACAAGCAGGCCAGCUCGGGGGUGAAGCAGUGGAACAAGCGCUGGUUUGUGCUGGUGGAUCGCUGCCUCUUCUACUACAAAGACGAGAAGGAGGAGAACAUCUUGGGCAGCAUCCCUCUGCUCAGCUUCCGCGUGGCCGCCGUGCAGCCCUCGGACAACAUCAGCAGGAAGCACACGUUCAAGGCCGAGCACGCCGGCAUCCGCACCUACUUCUUCAGCGCCGAGAACACAGAGGAGCAGGAAUCCUGGAUCCAGGCCAUGGGCGAGGCCGCCCGCGUGCAGAUCCCCCCGACCCAGAGGCACUCGGAGAAGCCGGACUCGGAGAACAUCCCCCCCAGCAAACACCACCACCACCACUGCAACGCCGCCCACCGCGAGCACGCCAAGGCCGAGCCCGACACCAAGGCCCGCGGGGAGGGCGACGGCCGCGGUUCCGAGAAGAUGGAGCGGAAGCCGCCGGAGCGGGCGGACGGCAAGAAGGAUCCUCUGGCCAAAACCAACGGCCUCGCCGGGCAGGAGCCACCCUCGGAGCCGGGCAGUCCCUACCCCGAGGGACCACGGGGGCCAGCGAGCGCCGAGCGGCCAGCACAGCCCAACGGGUGGCCGUACCCCUCUCCCAGCCGGCCUGGCAGCACCGCGUUCCCCCCGGGGGGUGACGGUGAGAGCGGGGUCCCCCAGCGCCGGGGGGUGACCCCCAGGUCCCACCCCGAGAAGGUGGCUCAGCGCAAGAGCUCCAUGACGCAGCUGCAGCAGUGGGUGAACUCCCGCCGCGCCACCGGGCCCCCCGAGGAGCUGCGCAGCCCCACCAGGUUUUACCCCGUGUCCCGCCGUGUGCCCGAUUAUUACUCGCCCUACUCGCCGCAGUACCCCGAGGAGUACCAGUACUACCCGCCGGGCGUGCGCCCCGACAGCAUCUGCUCCAUGCCCGCCUUCGAGCGCGUCAGCCCGCCGUGGGCUCUGGAGGACAAACGCCACUCCUUCCGCAACGGGGGUCCCUUCCACCCCGCCUUCGGCCGCCAGGACGUGCCGCUGUGGCUGCCGGCGCCCUCGAGGCCGCCGAGCUACCUGGACGAGGUGGACGCGGCCUCGGGCUCGCUGCGGAGGAUGUCGCUGCAGCCGCGCUCGCGCUCCGUGCCGCGUUCGCCCAGCCAGGGCUCCUACGGCCGUGCCAGGGUUUACUCGCCCGUACGCUCGCCCAGCGCCCGCUUCGAGCGGCUGCCGCCCCGCGGGGAUGAGAUUUACGCAGACCCCGCCACCUUGGUGAUGCGCAGGUCCAUCAGCUCGCCCAAGGUGACACCGUUCCCGGAGCCCUACAGGGACACCCUGCACUCCUACAAGAUCAGCGAGCAGGACACCGAUAAGCUGCUGGGGAAGCUCUGCGAGCAGAACAAGGUGCUGCGGGAGCAGGAGAGGCUGGUGCAGCAGCUGCGGGCUGAGAAGGAGAGCCUGGAGAGUGCCCUGAUGGGGACACACCAGGAGCUGGAGAUGUUCGGGAGCCAGCCUGCCUAUCCUGAGAAGCUGUUGCACAAGAAGGAAUCGCUCCAGAACCAGCUCAUCAACAUCCGGGUGGAGCUGUCCCAGGCCAGCACGGCCCUGGCAAACAGCACGGCCGAGUACGAGAGCCUGGAGAGUGAGGUGUCCACUCUGCACGAUGACCUCUGGGAGCAGCUGAACCUGGACAUCCAGAACGAGAUGCUCAACCGGCAGAUCCAGAAGGAGAUCUGGCGGAUCCAGGAUGUGAUGGAGGGGCUGAGGAAGAACAACCCCUCCCGUGGCACCGACACCGCCAAGCACAGAGCAUCCCUGGGCCCCUCGGGCACGUACAGCUCCAACAGCCCUGCCAGCCCCCUGAGCUCUGCCAGCCUCACCAGCCCCCUGAGCCCCUUCUCCCUCAUCUCCGGCUCCCAGGGAUCGCCCACCAAGCCAGUCCCCAGCGAGCCCAAACCAGGCUUCGAGCAGAGCAAGAAGGAGCCUCCUCGACCCAGCCCCCCUGGCCCCACACCCGAGGGGCUCCCGCAGAGCCGACCUGAACAGGACGGGGACAAACAAGCAGCUCUCAACAAGGUGGGAAUCGUCCCCCCCAGGACCAAGUCUCCGGCGGAGGAUGAGGUGGUGCCCAGGAGGAACGGCCUGGCCAACGGGCUCAGCUCCCGGGAGAGACCCAAGAGCGCCGUGUUUGCCACCGAGACCAAGGUGAAGAUGAGCGUGGAGGAGCAGAUCGACCGCAUGAAGCGGCACCAGAGCGGCUCCAUGAAGGAGAAGCGGCGCAGCCUGCAGCUCCCCAGCCCCCAGCAGCUCCCUGGCCCCCAGCCCGACCCCCCUGGCACCAAAACCCCCUCCUCCUACAAGGUGGUGAGGCGACACCGCAGCAUCCACGAGGUGGACAUCUCGGACCUGGAGGCCGCGCUGCGCUCCGACGAGCCCGGCAAGGUGUACGAGACGCCGCAGGAGGAGAUCGCCCGGCUGCGCAAGAUGGAGCUGGAGCCGCAGCACUACGACGUGGACAUCAACAAGGAGCUGUCCACGCCGGACAAAGUGCUGAUCCCUGAGCGCUACGUGGAGCUGGAGCCGGAGUCCCCCCUCAGCCCCGAGGAGAUGAAGGAGAAGCAGAAGAAGGUGGAAAGGAUCAAGACCCUCAUUGCUAAAUCCAGCCUGCAGAAUGUCAUCCCCCUGGGCGAGGGGGAGGUGGACACACCCCAGGACCCUGAGAUGCAGCUGCAGGAGCAGGAGAAGAGGAUCGAGAUCUCGUGUGCCCUGGCAGCAGAGGCCUCGCGCCGCAGCCGGAUGCUCUCAGCUCAGUGCGCUACCCCCAGCCCUCCCACCUCCCCAGCCUCCCCGACUCCACCGACCAACCCCCUCUCGUCCGAGUCGCCCCGGGCCGCCGACAGCAGCCACCUCAUGCGGGUGUGAGCCUGUGACUUCAAGCCCUGGCUGCUGCCGGCGCCAUCAAGUUCCACGGGGCCACGUUUUAGUCCCCUCCUGAGGUGACACCGAACUUCUCGCC
Molecule: messenger RNA, 3202 nt
Organism: Cinclus cinclus
Lineage: Eukaryota; Metazoa; Chordata; Aves; Passeriformes; Cinclidae
Gene: PLEKHA6
Product: pleckstrin homology domain containing A6
Exons: 21
Coding region: 1-3108 (1035 amino acids)
Source: RefSeq, a predicted model, not a curated record